Andrographis paniculata is the source of this 2212-nucleotide messenger RNA. Its product is annotated as pumilio homolog 24. Gene Ontology annotation, molecular function: mRNA binding. The transcript has 17 exons. NCBI's taxonomy places the organism in Eukaryota, Viridiplantae, Streptophyta, Magnoliopsida, Lamiales, Acanthaceae. Gene Ontology annotation, biological process: regulation of translation. The record is from RefSeq and is a predicted model, not a curated record. Gene Ontology annotation, cellular component: nucleolus. Bases 85 to 2022 code for a protein of 645 amino acids.
UAUAAACCACGCCGCGCAGGCAGGCAGGCUCUUGCAACGAUCACGACAACAAGGACUCCUCCUACUCCAGAGUUUCAGCCAUCCAUGGCGGCGAAGCCACACAGCAAGAGCAUAGAGGCAAAGAAGAGAAAAAGAACCUCUAAUCACAAGUCCGAGCAACAACCAGCAAACAACAAGAAACCUAAGUUAGCUUUCGAUUCCAAGAAACACAAGCAAAGUUCAAGCAAUGUUCAAAAUAAGGUAUCGAAGAAGCACUUCAAACCACCUGCCAAUGACAAGCAGAGCCAAGGAUUCAAGAAAGAUGAAGGAGAAGAUACUAAGAAACUACGCCGUCUACGAGCGAAGGAGCUAGCUGAAGCAAGAAAAAAGAAAAGGAAGAAGCAUUUUUCUCUGGAACAGGAACUUGCCUUGCUUUGGGAGAAGAUGAGAUGUCGAAAUAUUGCAAAAGAAGAGAGGUCAAGGUUGGUAAGUGAAGCACUGCAGAAGAUGACAGGGAAGAUGUCAGAAAUUGCAAGCUCUCAUGUUUCAUCUCGUGUUCUUCAGACUUGCGUUAAACAUUGUACACAAGAUGAAAGAAAUGUUGUGUUCACGGAGCUUAGGCCACACUUAAUUGCCCUUGCAAAUAAUACUUAUGCAGUUCAUCUUGUCAUUAAAAUGCUAGAUAAUGCAUCCAAAGAACAGAUUGCUGAAGUUAUCUCGUCUCUCCACGGUCAUGUUGCUUCACUUCUUCGGCAUAUGGUUGGCUCAUUAGUUAUUGAACAUGCUUACAAUUUGGGUAAUGCAACUCAGAAGCAAGCUCUCCUUAUGGAACUGUAUUCACCAGAACUGCAGUUAUUCAAGGACUUGGUGACUAUGAAGGAGAGCAGAUUAGAGGAUGUAAUUACAAAGCUGCAGCUUCAGAAGUCAUCAGUUUUGCGCCACAUGUUUUCUGUGCUUCAGCCAAUUCUAGAGAAAGGGAUAUUAGAUCACUCAAUUGUUCACAGAGCAUUAAUGGAAUACCUUAGCAUUGCGGAUCAAUCUUCUGCUGCAGAUAUAAUUCAACAACUGUCCGGUCCACUUAUUGUUCGAAUGAUACACACAAAGGAUGGAUCGAGGCUUGGUAUGCUCUCAAUCAGGCAUGGGGGUGCAAAGGAGCGGAAGAAGAUUAUCAAAGGAAUGAAAGGCCAUGUUAACAAAAUAUGCCAUGACAAAUUUGGGACUAUGGUAUCAUUUGUGCUUGUCUGCAUUUUUUCAGUUGUUGAUGACACCAAACUCAUUUCCAAGACUAUCCUUCGUGAGCUUGAAAGUAACUUGAAAGAGCUUCUUUUGGAUCAGAAUGGAAGGCGCCCUUUUCUGCAACUUCUGCAUCCUAAUUGUCAGCGAUAUUUCAGCCCAGAUGAUCUAACUUCUUUAAGCAUGUCCAUUCCUUCUCUCAAAAGCAAGGAGCAAUCUGAUAGUAGUGAAGUUUGUGAAGAAGAUAAGAAUGUUGAAGGUGAUCAUCCUGAUAUAAGUGCCCAGAUAAAUGAAGGUGGUAAAAAGGAUUCUUCUAAGAGGAGGCAUGAGUUACUGGUUGACAGUGGACUUGCUGAGGAGCUUGUUGAUGCAUGUUGUGAAAUGACAGAAAGCUUGCUAAGGUCUAAAUAUGGUAAAGAGAUCAUAUAUGAGAUUGCUACGGGUGGUGCUGAUGGGAUACUCCAUCCAACAUUGGAUGAAAAGCUCAGUGAGUUGUAUAAAUCUAUAGCUUCUCUUGCUGCUCAGCCGAAGAUGGAUGAACCAGACGUAGAGCAUAUCCUUGAGCACUUCCAUUCGAGCAGGGUAAUCAGAAAACUGGUUUUAGACUGCCCUUCUUUUGCCUCUACUCUCUGGGAAAAGGCUUUGAAAGGAAAAUGUGCAAUCUGGGCCAAAGGUCACAGUUCAAAGGUCAUCAAUGCAUUCUUGGAAACCUCAAACUCAAAAAUUAAGGAGAUGGCGAACGAAGAGUUGAAACCACUAGUAGAGAAUGGGGAUCUGAGUCCACCAAAUGAGUCUGCUAAAAAUGAUUAAAUCAGCUGAGGUGAGAAAUGGUAAGAAACCACUAAUCAGCUGAAAAUGUUCCGGCCGCUGUAACCGGUCACCACUCUAAUUCUCCUGUUCCAUUUCUUCGGAAGAAUAUAAAAAGUUUUGUAGUUGUUACUCUCUAUCCUUGGUAAAAACAAGCGACUUAUUUCUGAUUGCUGUAAUAUUUAUUUAAUCA